Molecule: messenger RNA, 1495 nt
Organism: Xenopus tropicalis (tropical clawed frog)
Lineage: Eukaryota; Metazoa; Chordata; Amphibia; Anura; Pipidae
Product: P2Y purinoceptor 1
Exons: 1
Coding region: 225-1190 (321 amino acids)
Biological process (GO): neuropeptide signaling pathway; signal transduction; G protein-coupled receptor signaling pathway
Cellular component (GO): membrane
Molecular function (GO): neuropeptide receptor activity; G protein-coupled receptor activity
Source: RefSeq, a predicted model, not a curated record
GCUCAGCGGCGCUCAUUUUAUUCCCUAUUCUCCCAUUGGGACAACCUGAUUCAACAGCAUUCAAACAAAAAGCAGCUUCUCCUCUUUAAGAUAUGAAUAGACCCCGACGCGUUUCUGUAGUUCUUCCUUAUGCUCGGAAUGGAAUCUGAGUAAACACUGAAAAGGUGCCAGUUCUGAACGCGAGAGCAUUCACCGUAACCCUCCUCCCGUCUCCGAGAGGCGCAAUGGAGAUGGAUGACUUUUUCGGGAGACCUGGGAGUUUCAACCUCAGCUCCAAAUGCCUGAUAAACAAAGACUUCACGUUUCGAUACUUGUCGGUCGUUUACGUUGGCGUGUUUCUGAUUGGAUUUCUUGGCAACGUUUUUGGCUUGUGGAACUCCUUUCUCAACUGGAAGAAAUGGACUUGUCUAAAUAUCUUCGUGCUGAACCUUGGCGUCGCCGACCUCCUCUACAUCAUCACUCUUCCAUUUUUCGUGUCUUAUUACGGCAACAAAGGAGUGUGGAUGUUUGGCUAUGAAUUUUGCCGCUUGGCUCGCUGUCUUUUCCACGUCAACAUGUACGCCAGCAUCAACUUUCUAACCUGUAUUAGUGUCCAACGCUACUUGGGCAUUGUCCAUCCAAUGAAAACCAUAGGACGAUUUAAGAAUUUGCGCCACUCGCUGUACAUCAGUAUCCUGCUGUGGGUUUGGGUGAUUAUUCAGACUUUACCAAACCUUCUGUUUACAAACACGGAUAAGAACGACACUUACUGCUAUGAUUCCGUCAUUGAUGAGCAUCUAUCGGCCUACACACCCUACUCCAUGAUUAUCACCAUCACCGGAUUCUUCAUACCUUUCACCAUCAUUGUGGUGUGCUACACCCGCAUUCUUUUGGUCUUGAAAAAUAAUAAAAGCGUGAAUCCGAAUGUGAAAAGGAAAAGUAUAAAGCUAGUCCUGAUUGUUUUGAUUUUGUUUUUCCUUUGUUUUUUCCCCUAUUACAGCUUCCGGAACUUUAAUUUGUUCUCCAGAACGUGGCAACUACAAGGAACGUGCACAAAGGCUCUGGAGAACCUCUACAUCGCCUAUCAAAUCACUAGAGGUUUGGCUUCCCUCAACAGCGCCAUUAACCCUCUGCUUUACUUAGUGACCAACGAGAACUUUGUUUCACAGUUUCAGAAGAUAAAGAACAAAGCCUGCCUAUCAAGACAGUAGACUUUAAUCUGAAGGAGUUAGAAUAAGUAUCAGAAGAACUUUAAUGGGGUAGUACACCUUUAAAUGAACUUUUAGUAUGAUGAAGAUAAUGAUAUGCUGAAAACAAACAAAUCACUAAAAAUGUACAGUAUGUAUUUAGUUAUUAGCAGCAUGUACCCCAAAUGUACCCCUUCAUACCAGCACUUACAGUUAUACAGAGAAAGGAGAGGUGGGAAUUAUAGUUAUGGAACCUAUUACAAGUAUGGGACUCCAAAUAAGGGGUAAUUAUAUCUUAGUUGGGAUCAAGUACAGGUACUGUUUUAUUA